Prorocentrum cordatum is the source of this 327-nucleotide messenger RNA. The record is from the annotation of a GenBank genome assembly. Lineage: Eukaryota; Dinophyceae; Prorocentrales; Prorocentraceae.
UGCGCUCAGGGCCCGUUCUUAUGGCUGCCCGUUCUGGCCCCGGCUGUUGUCGCUGCCCCCGUGUGAAGGUGAGGCGUGGUGGCAGAACUCCACCGCCUCGGACAUGCUGCUUCCGGUGGAUCACGCGGCCGAGACAGCCGCUGAUCUCGUGGCCUCGCUAGGCAAGCGCGGGACCCUGGAGCCCUUCAUGGAGAACGAGCGGUUGAUGGCCGCCCUGUCUGAGAGGUCGCGGCGCGUAGCGGCGCCGCGGGGCGGCUCCAAGGUCCACGGGAGCGGCGCGGCGGGCUUCCGGGACGUGCCCGGGGAGCAGAUGCUGGGGCUGGAGGC